UCUAUAUUCUACAAUUUAAAAUAUCGUUGUGCAAACUACAACGUACCACAGAGUGUAUUAAUUUGUAAAAAAAAUUUAUCACGAUAUCAUCAAAAUGAAACUAUAAACUUUUAUUUAUAGGAACACUAAUUUAUAUUUAAAGAUUAUUAUAUUAGGAGGAAUCAACACUAUCGACUAUGUCUUUUUCAUUUGGUACGCCAUCGAGUGCUCCGGCAACAACGGGAUUAUCUGGAGGUUUUAGUUUUGGCGCUAAUAAGCCAGCUACUCCAGCUUUUGGCUUAACUGCGACAACUCAACCUGCCACUGGUCUAUUUGGAACUCCAGCUACAUCUGCUCCGGCAUUUGGCACUGCUACAUCAUCUUUUGGGUCUGCUUUUGGAGCCACAUCGACUGCUCCUACUUUCGGGGCUACGUCAAGCGCGCCUUCCUUUGGAGCUGCGACGAAUACGCCUGCUUUUGGGGCUACAACUGCUCCAGCUUUUGGUGCAACUACAAGUGCUCCAACUUUUGGAGCCAAUACAGCACUUUCAUUUGGAACUAGUGCUGCUCCUGCCUUUGGUGCAACCACUACUCCUGCUUUUGGCACAACAACAACAAGUCUUGGAGGUGGACUAAGUUUUGGUACUGGAACAAGUACAGCAGCAACAACAGGUUUAUCAUUUGGUACUAGUACAACAACAAGCACCGGUUUAGGUGGACUUGGUGGUUUUGGUUUUGGUACUGCUACAACAACUUCGACCGGGUUUGGGUUAUUUGGGUCAACAACAACUGCUACCACAAGUGCAAGUGCAUUUAGUUCAAACUUAGGUCUGGGGGGUGCCACGCAGCAGGGAACAAAUAACACAACGACAGGUGAUGGUAAAAGUGAGCCGCCAAAGCAAACGAAGUUGCCCAACGAAAUAUCUACAACAGUGGAGUCUUUCAAAGAGUUUGUUAAGAAGCAGAAGUCACUGAGUUCAGAUGUUAUGCGCGUUUCAAUAAAACCUUUGCAUAAGGUGGGGCGCGAGGCGGAGUCGGCGCUGCGCGCGGUGCUGGCGCUGCGCGGCGAGUGCGGGCGCGCGCGGGCGCACUCCAAGCGCCUGCGCGCCGCCGCCGCCGCCGCGCUCGCCGCCGCCGAGGGCGCCGCGCGCGACCCGCCCGGCGGCGAGCUCGAGGGCCUCACGCCGCCGCCCUACGUCAAGGAUCUCAUAGCGGAGCUGGAGCAACACCUGAUCGCGUUCCGGAGGCAGAUGGAUGUGGCCGAUAAGCAGAUGCAGUCCUCUCCCAAACUGCUCACCGAACAAGAAUUAACCUUGGGUAUACGUCGCAUGCACGAGUCACUGGUCGCUCUCGCGGGCAGGCUGCAAGCUGUCCACACUCAGGUUGAAGCGCAAAAAGAACAGUAUCUCAACCUCCGGAAGUACAUACUCAAAGAUCCUACCAAUGUCUUUGAUACCCCAUCACCAAGUGCAAGCCUAGAUCAAAUACUUCGUGAUGCUGAAGGUACUAGGAAGAAGACUAAGCCGGGCAAUGUUAGCGACAUCGGUCUGAGUAGCGCCGUACUCUCCGACCCUAGAGCGGCUUUAGGAAACAUUCAACAAUUGGCUGGUCCGUCGCCGUUCACGUACUUGGGUAGUACUCUGUCUUCAUUCCCAACUGGAGACAUGACCGGAUCAAACUGGCAACCUCAAGCCAACCCGCAGACGAAUCUUAACACAUCGCUAAACUUAAGUUUCGGAGCCUCUACCCAGAACGACUCGGGAUUCCAGCUGCAGAAGCCGCCCGGGAAGCGCGGGAAACAAUGAUAUUGGAGAUAAUAUUCGAGACAAUGGACUCUAUAGUAUGUGAAAUAAAGUUCAGUUUCGAUUAAACAAUUCGUUUUUAAGUGGAUGUGUUUCAGCGUUCUAGCUACACGUCUAGUUUGAAUGAAAGAAAUGAAGCGUGUGAAACUAUAAACAGUUAAUGGAAGUUAUGAAAACAAUUCGUAUUUGUAAAGUGGUAAAAUUUCGAUUUGAAAACCGGAUUUUCUAUUUAAUAAUGUUUUUAUUCACGUCGAGAAUAUAACAUUCCAAAACUGCCUAUUAUCCUGAUAUAGAAAUAAUAUGUUUUUGAAUUAAUUAAAUCUAUUUUUAAAUAAUGUACAAACGUUAAUUUUGUAUAAAUGUUAUAAUAUUUAAAUAGGAAUAUAAAACGAAGGUUUAGGUAAAAAGUGUUAUAAUAUUAAUUAUGUUAUGAGUCGAGAUGAUAUGACUAAAAUUUCGAGUUCCAGAAGCAACACUGAGUUUUCAAGUACACAAUUAGGGUAAUGUAAUUCCAAUUAUUGAAUGGAGUUAAAUUUUUUAAUGUAUAUUUUCUUGUUUUCAAACGUUUAGCUUAAUAUUGCUUGUAAGAUAUAUUUUUAUAUAAUAAAAUGUAUGAUAAUGUCUAAA
Molecule: messenger RNA, 2408 nt
Organism: Vanessa tameamea
Lineage: Eukaryota; Metazoa; Arthropoda; Insecta; Lepidoptera; Nymphalidae
Gene: Nup58
Product: nuclear pore complex protein Nup58
Exons: 11
Coding region: 177-1784 (535 amino acids)
Biological process (GO): nucleocytoplasmic transport
Cellular component (GO): nuclear pore
Molecular function (GO): structural constituent of nuclear pore
Source: RefSeq, a predicted model, not a curated record